AUGUCAUUUGAGAUUCGCAUUGAAAUCAAUGCGCAUGGUCAUGAAAGGGCAGUUAGCAGUUCAAAUGCGAUCAACGAUGUUAAGAAGAGUGUUUCGAUUAGGAAAAAGAAGGAUCCACCACCGAAUCUUUGCGGCGUUCUGGACAAAUUUUUUGAUUCAGUAACGGAGCUCGGUGUCGCUGGUAUUAGAAAACUUUAUAAGGAACAGUUGGCUGUCUACCGUGCUCCAGACUACCUCUAUAAGUUCGACGUAGUGUGUCUGGAUCAUUCUCGUGUCGUCCUUACGUUAGAAUCACCGCCUUGUACGAAUUAUAUCCAUGCGAAUUGGGUUCGCUUUGAAAACCUCGACCGUGUGUUUAUCGCCACUCAGGAUUUAGAAGAUACUAAUAGAAUAGUACCAUAUUUUCCACCGAAGCCAGGAGGAUUUGCAAAUUAUGGGAGAAUGUUUGUCAACACUAAAAAACUUGAAGACGAAGCAAAGUUUCUCGUAUAUACACUCGAAAUUCUACCAGACGGUUGUUCGAACAGUUUGCUCGUAAAAUUGAUUAAAACAAAGAGCGAUCCUGGAAAAUCGCCUUCUACUACUGUCAUGUUGAAAAUGCUUCGUGUUGUUUCAUCGGCGCAACUCGUCUCCGCGGGUCCCGUUGUUGUUCAUUGUGUAUCCGGUGUUGGUCGAGCACUUACCAUAAUUCUCAUCGAUGCAAUUCUUCAACGCCUACUAUUUAGUCACCUUCCGGUUGACAUUGGCGUGCUGGUUGAAAUGUUCAAACAUUUGCGAAAUCAAAGAGCGUCAUCUUUACAAAGGGAUACACAAUUUCUGUUUGUUGUUGCUAGUGUUGUGGACUACAUCGGAACACGAUAUCCUGGUCGAUAUCGUAAGAAACGAGACAAGUUCAAAGAAGACUAUCAGAAUUCUAUAUGCAUGCCAGGAUUACGAAGGAAUGGAUAG
Molecule: messenger RNA, 948 nt
Organism: Angiostrongylus costaricensis
Lineage: Eukaryota; Metazoa; Nematoda; Chromadorea; Rhabditida; Metastrongylidae
Source: the annotation of a GenBank genome assembly